AUGGCGGGCAUCUCCGAACGAACAUGGAAGCUGCCUUGUGUGUGUCAGACAUUAGCGCCAUCAUCACUCAAUGUUGAGGAGGUCGCACCAGGCGAGGACCCUCAGCUCUCGGAACUAACCGGCUUAUUUGUGUCGAGGCCGGAGAGCACCACCGCCACCAAAGGGAAGGAUGUGUCGUUUGUGGCCAAAGUGGACUCCUCCACCCUGCUGAGGAAGCCCAGCUUGAAAUGGCUGAAGGGGAAGUGGCUGGACCUGGGAAGCAAGGCCGGGAAGCACUUUCAGUUCAAGGAGUCUUAUGACCGGAACAGCAAGAUCUACACGUACGAGAUGCACAUCAUCAAGGUGGUGGACGGAGACGCAGGUGGCUACCGCUGCGAGGUCACCUCCAAAGACAAGUGCGACAGCUGCACGUUUGAGGUGUCGGUGCAGGCGGUGCAAGAGGAGCAGCAGGACAACAUUUUGGAGGCCUUCAAGCGAUGUGGAGACGCCGAUGAGGAUGCCGGCGAUCUGGACUUCAGCGCCCUGCUCAAGAAAAGGCAGAAGAAGCAACGAGCGCCCAAGGAGGAAGUGGACGUGUGGGACAUCCUGAAGGCGGCCAAGCCCUGCGACUACGAGAAGAUCGCCUUUGAGUACGGCAUCACGGACCUGAGGGGCAUGCUGACGAGGCUGAAGAAGAUGAAGACGGUGGAGCCCAAGAAGAGCGACGCCUUUCUCAAGAAGCUGGAGCCGGCGUACUCGGUGGACAAAGGCAAGAAGAUCCAGCUGAGCGUGGAGGUGGCCGACCCCAACGCUCCCAUCAAGUGGCUCAAAAACGGACAGGAAAUUAAACCGUCAGCCAAGUACGUGUUUGAGAGCGUGGGCAACAAGCGGACGCUCACCAUCAACAAGUGCAACUUGUCUGACGACGCAGCCUACGAGUGCGUGGUCGGCGAGGAGAAGUGUUUCACCGAGGUCUUUGUCAAAGAACCCCCGGUGACCAUCACCAAGCUGCUGGAUGACGUCCACACGGUGGUGGGGGAGAAGGUGGAGUUUGAGGUGGAGGUCUCCGAGGAAGGGGCGCACGUCAAAUGGAUGAAAGAUGGAGUCGAGCUGACCAAAGAGAGCGCAGCUUCCAAGUACAGAUUCAAAAAGGACGGCAAGAAGCACGUUCUCAUCAUAAACGACGCCAGCAAAGAGGACGUCGGCACCUACUUCGCCUUCACCAACGGCGGCGAGUCCAAGGCCGAGCUGGAAGUGGAAGAAAAGGAGCUGCAGGUUCUGCAGAGCAUCGCCGACCUGACGGUGAAGGCGAGCGAGCAGGCCGUGUUCAAGUGCGAGGUGUCCGACGAGAAAGUGACGGGCAAAUGGUUCAAGGACGGCGUGGAGGUCCAGGCCAGCGAUCGCAUCAAGAUGACGCACAUUGGAAGGACACACAAGCUGACGAUCAAUGACGUGAAGCCCUCCGACGUAGGAGAUUAUACGUUUGUGCCCGACGGCUACGCGCUCUCUCUGUCGGCUAAACUUAACUUCCUGGAAAUCAAGAUUGACUAUGUUCCCCGACAAGACCCUCCUAAAAUCCACCUGGACACCAGCGGCGCCGGGAGCCAGAACACCAUCACCGUGGUGGCCGGGAACAAACUUCGCUUUGAUGUGGAGAUUUCUGGGGAUCCGCCCCCUGUCGUGUGCUGGACCAAGGGAGACCAGACGGUGAGCGAGUCGGAGGGAAGAGUCCGCGUGGAGACGAGGAAGACGCUGAGCAGCUUCGUCAUCCAGGGGGCGGAGAAAGAGGACGAAGGCUUCUACUCGCUAACCGUGACCAACCCGGCAGGAGAGGACAAGGCCCAACUCUUUGUCAAGGUCGUGGAUGUGCCCGACCCUCCUGAGAAUGUUAAAUGCACAUCAGUUGGCGAGGACUGCGCCACCAUCACAUGGGACCCUCCUGCAUUUGAUGGCGGCGUGCCCGUUAAAGGUUACCUGAUGGAGAGGAAGAAGAAGGGGUCGUCCAGAUGGACCAAGCUCAACUUUGACGUCUACGAGUCCACCACGUACGAGGCCAAGAAGAUGAUCGAGGGCGUCCUUUAUGAGAUGAGAGUGUUUGCGGUCAACGGCAUCGGCAUCUCUCAGCCCAGCGGCAACUCCAAGCCCUUCAUGCCCAUCGCCCCGACUAGCGAGCCCACUCGCCUCACGGUGGAGGACGUGACCGACUCCACCUGCGCCCUCAAAUGGCUUCCUCCUGAGAAAGUGGGACCCGGAGGCAUCGACGGCUACAUCAUUGAGUACUGCCAAGAAGGAAGUGAUCAGUGGGUGCAGGCCAACCAGGAGCCGGUGGAAAGGAACCAGUACAGGGUGAAGGGUCUCCCGGUGGGGGAGAAGAUGUUGUUUCGGGUGGUGGCCGUCAACAUCGCCGGGCAAAGCCCCCCGGCUACGCUUUCGCAGGCCGUCACCAUCAGAGAGAUCAUGGAACAUCCAAAGAUCCGUGUGCCUCGCCACCUCAGGGCCAGACUGGUCAGGGUCGUCGGCGAGAAGGUCAACUUGGUCAUCCCUUUCCAGGGUAAGCCUCGCCCGGUGGCCACCUGGUUCAAAGAUGGCGUACCUCUGGAGGACAGAAGCGUGGGGACGCGGUCCACCGACGUGGACUCCAUCCUCUUCAUCCGCUCGGCCGACAGGAGCCACUCGGGGAAGUACACGCUGUCUGUUCAGAUCGAGAACAUGGCAGACAGCGCCGACAUCUACAUCCAGGUCGUAGACAAGCCCGGCCCCCCCAUCAAGGUGCACGUCACAGACGUGUGGGGUUUUAAUGCCUCGCUGGAGUGGAAGCCGCCCAAGGACGAUGGCAACUCUGAGAUUAUUGGCUACACCAUUCAGAAGGCUGACCUGAAGACCAAGGAGUGGUUCACGGUCUACGAGCACAAUCGCAGGCCCGGCUGCACCGUGUCCGACCUGGUCAUGGGGAACGAUUACUCCUUCCGGGUCUUCAGCGAGAACGUCUGCGGCCUGAGCGAGGAGCCCGGUGUCAGCGAGAACACAGCAGUCAUUUGCAAAACGGGUUUGGACUAUAACCCUCCACCCUUCAAAGAGAAGGACCGCAACGCAUGCCCCAAGUUCACAGCACCCCUGGUGGACAGGAGUGUGGUUGCAGGUUACACAACGGCCAUCAGCUGUGCCGUCCGUGGUUACCCGAAGCCGAAGAUCAUUUGGAUGAAGAACAAGAUGAUCAUCGGGGAAGAUCCCAAGUUCUUGAUGCUCAACCACCAAGGCGUGCUGACGCUCAACAUCCGCAAGCCGAGCCUCUACGAUGGCGGGCGGUACUCCUGCAAGGCCAUCAACGACCUGGGGGAAGACGAGGUGGAGUGCAAGUUGGAAGUCCGAGUCGCCCAGGAGAAAGGUGAGGAGGCGAAGAAGUGAGGAGCGACGCAGGCGAGGAGGAAGUCCAACAUGAUGGAUCCUAAUGGAUGGUGUGGUGAAUAAAUAUGAUUCAAAUAGAUCAUAAAGCCGCUCCUGAUCCACUCCCAUAUGCUCGCCUUUCACUGCCGCCAUGACGGAUGCUACAUUGCUAAUGUGCCAUCCAUUUUAGUGUCCCGGGGUGUGUUGU
Molecule: messenger RNA, 3571 nt
Organism: Doryrhamphus excisus (bluestripe pipefish)
Lineage: Eukaryota; Metazoa; Chordata; Actinopteri; Syngnathiformes; Syngnathidae
Source: RefSeq, a predicted model, not a curated record